Molecule: messenger RNA, 1093 nt
Organism: Schizophyllum commune H4-8
Lineage: Eukaryota; Fungi; Basidiomycota; Agaricomycetes; Agaricales; Schizophyllaceae
Product: Aldo/keto reductase
Exons: 8
Coding region: 116-895 (259 amino acids)
Molecular function (GO): oxidoreductase activity
Source: RefSeq, a predicted model, not a curated record
AUCCCCCAAGGACUACCAUGGCUCUCUCUAUCUCCUCGACAGUGAAGCUCUCAACGGGUCGGUGACCGCACCCUUGUAUGAACCGGCGCUAUCGAUUGACUGAUCAGGGUACACGAUGCCUUUGCUGGGGUUCGGGGUGUACCAGAAUUACAACGCGAAGCCUUCCGUCCUAGAGGCCUUGAGGGCAGGAUAUAGGCAUAUCGACUCGGCGCAAGUUUACAAGAACGAGGCCGAUGUGGCGGAGGCCGUGAGGGAGAGCGGGAUUGACAGAGGGAGCGUCUUCAUUACCACAAAGAUCGUGUCCAAGAAUCACGGGUACGAGAGCACGCUUAAAGGCGUGGACGAGUCGCUCGCAAAGAUGAAGUUCGACUACAUCGACCUCUUCCUGAUCCACGACCCUUUGUCGGGGAAGGAAAAGCGACUGCAGACCUACAAAGCCCUGCUCGAAGCGCGAGCCGCUGGCAAGAUCAGGACCGUCGGCGUCUCUAACUACGGUGUGAAACAUUUGGAAGAGAUCAGAGCUGCCAACUACGAGUUGCCGUCGGUGAACCAGAUUGAGCUCCAUCCGCUAUGCCAGCAGAAGGAUAUCGUCGAAUACUGCAAUAAGAACAGCAUCGUGGUGCAGGCGUAUUGCCCGAUUAUACGCGGGCAGAUGGACAACGAGGUCAUUCAGAGCGUGGCGAAGAAGCACGGCCGGGACCCUGCCCAAAUCCUGAUUCGGUGGUCCUUACAACGAGGCUUCGUACCACUUCCAAAGAGCGUGACACCUUCUCGCAUCUACUCGAACGCGCAGGUGUACGACUUCGAGCUGUCGGACGAGGACGUUGCGCAGUUGAACAGCCUCGACCGCGGCAAGGACGGUGCGGUCAGCUGGAACCCCGUGGGCGCGGACUAGAAAGCCAGAUACCCGAACUGAAAGGACGAGGAUAGCAUUGUAAUUUUAGGCGGUGUGGAACAUAUCUGGACUUUGUGAUAGGGUUGUAGAUAGGCGGUACACCGAGUGAUCAAUGCACCCGCCCACAGCUUGCUGCUUCGCCGAGCGAAUUAUGCGGCGCGCGGGAGCUGUGGAGAGGAGGAUGGGCUCACCUUGUCA